UUCAGUCGGCCAGUGGUGGUCAGAGCGGCGCGCAUUCGUGCGUGCGUGCGUGCAUGCCUGCGUGCGUGCGUGCAUGCGUGCGUGGAUGCGUGCUCCGUUCCGUUCCGUAUCGUACCACUCUCGUCGUGGCGCGAGGAAGGACUGCGCUUUCCUCUCCGAGUGCGAGUUCCGUUCCGUUUCGCGGCCGAGACUUUUUCUACGAGAAAGUGAUAUAUCGCGGGCAACGUGAAGAAACGCGGCGCGACGCCGUGUGUGUCGGAGCUCUGAAUAAUGACUCGGUUGGGGCGCAAAGUCAUCGACUCAGUACCGAGAAGAGAGAGAAGCGAUCUACGCUCGAUCGAUGGAAGGAUGAAUUCACGUUGCACUGGGAUAUUAUGUUAAUCACCUUUUACGGUCAGAAUGAGAGAGGAAGAGCUCGAGAUAUCACUCAAGGUGGUGAUAGUGGGCAAUGGCGCCGUGGGGAAGUCGUCGAUGAUUCAAAGGUUUUGUAAAGGUACUUAUACCAGGGACUACAAGAAGACGAUCGGCGUCGACUUCCUAGAGCGUGAGAUCGAAGUCGAUGGUGAGGAUGUAAGAUUGAUGCUAUGGGAUACUGCAGGACAGGAAGAAUUCGAUGCGAUAACCGCGGCUUAUUAUCGCGGUGCACAUGCCUGUGUCCUCGCUUAUUCAGCGACUGAUAGAGAUUCUUUCGAUGCUAUUCCUUCGUGGAAACUUAAGGUCGAGAAUGAGUGUGGAGAGAUACCCACAGUCCUGGUGCAAAAUAAAAUCGAUCUUGUUGACCAAAGCGUGAUCGAUGCGGACGAAGCCGAAAGGCUCGGUCGCACUUUAGGUUGCAAACUCCUACGGACGUCUGUGAAGGAGGAUAUCGGUGUGAUGAGCGUCUUCCGACAUUUAGCAUCCCGAUGUUUGCACGAGAUGCGUCGCUCCGACGAUGAUUAUCAGGACGAUUUGAGAUUAUAUUCUGCAGAACCUAGAUCUCCUUCUGUCAUCAGUGCGUUUAGUCCAGAUGGGUCAAUGUGUGGUCGUAACGCCAGUAAUGGAACGAUAAUCCUUCGACCCGGUGGCAAAACGAAGAGUCAUAAGAAACGAAAUUUCGUAAAGAACGCUUGUAGACUCUUGUAGCAAUAGUGUACGUAAUAGCAUUACAUUGCGUUUUGAGUGUUACACGAAGACGUCAAAGGUACGGGUGGUGUCUUGUAAAUAUAUAUAGUUUAUUCUCUGAAGGCGUAAACGGACGGUGAUUUACAGUGUCCGUUAGUGCAAAUUUAUUGUAUUUUAAUUAACGGCCUGCGAUGGUUUCGUGUAUAAGAACACAGUACGCAUAACAUUUGGGAACUCAUUAAUUUAAACGCAAUAGGAAUAAUCACCAUAAUUAUGCUCAUAAUGUUAACCAAAUGGUUGUAGAUUAUAAGGUAUGGAAGAUUAAUCGUAAAAUAUACAACUGUGCGUACUCGCAAAAUGCGGAUGGGAAUAGUGAUACAAAUAUGACGCGUAAUUUGUAAAUAUCUCGCCAUAUUAUCGUAUAUAUGUUUAAUGAAUUAUUAAUGUUUAACUUGCAUUAUAUUCACGGACCAAAUUAUGAAAUAAAAAAAUUAAGAUUUUAAUACAA
This is a messenger RNA of Trachymyrmex septentrionalis, 1609 nucleotides long. It is a transcript of the gene Rab23, whose product is annotated as ras-related protein Rab-23. Lineage: Eukaryota; Metazoa; Arthropoda; Insecta; Hymenoptera; Formicidae. The transcript has 7 exons. Gene Ontology annotation, molecular function: GTPase activity; GTP binding. Bases 400 to 1122 code for a protein of 240 amino acids. The record is from RefSeq and is a predicted model, not a curated record.